GAGAGAGAGAGGUUUCUCUGACAGAUCCCCAACUAAAUCCAGUAAUGAUAAUCCUGGUAAGAAAUGGAAUAAUUAUCAUUUGUGAUUGUAAACCUUGGUCUGCAGGAUGGAAACAUACAAAUAGCGUGCUAGGAAAGUUCCCUUUAAUCCAUUUAAUCUUGUUCCUCUUCAUAUUAUACAGUGAGCAAGGGGUCUGUGCGGUGUGUUGUUUAUUUAAAAAUAACUACUGAGACUUCCUCUUUGUACCGUCACCUUGUUUUCUCAAACCGGGGUGAGCUUUCCUUUGCCAGAGGCUGAAGAUAAGCAGACAAGAAUACACAGAGGAAAAGAACACAGCUAGAAUUCAGCAGAUAGGGAGGGAGCAGGAUGGCUGAGCCUGAGAAAAUCCCUGAACCAGCCCCACGACGAAUCUUCCAAGAGAGACAGAGGAUUACUGCUCUGCCCCUGUACUUUGAAGGGUUUCUAUCUAUCAGACGUGCACAGCACCAGGAUUUUGAACAGUACUGGACAGAACUCAGAGGAACUACACUUUUCUUUUAUAGUAAUAAGAAAACCCCAACUUAUUUAGAGAAACUAGAGCUGACGAAUUUGACAUCAGUAGUGAACGUUUAUCCAGAUGAAAAGUGCGGUGCACAGUUUAUCCUGAUGCUGAGAAAUGAGAAAGUGGAGCUGAAGGUCGAGGACUAUGACAGUGGGGAGGAAUGGAAAGGCUUUAUCCUCACAGUCACACAGUUGUCAGUUCCAGUGUGUAUAUCACUGCUACCUGGACAACUUAUUAAGCUGCAUGACGUGCUAGAGAAAGAAAAGAAAAGGAGGACUGCAGUGGAAGAGUCAUCCAGUGCAUCUUUGAGCACAGAGGAGACAAACAAUGGAGACUAUGUUAACAUACUGAACACUAUGCCAGAGUGCUUCUAUGCAGUGUCACGGCAGAAAGCGAUUGAGAUGUUAGAGAAGAAUCCUUCUUGGGGGAACUUGAUCCUGCGGCCUGGUAGUGACAGUAAGAACUACUCAGUCACUAUCAGACAGGUGAUAGAUGGUCCAUGCAUAAAGCACUACCGAGUGAUGAACAUGGGCAAAGGUUACACAAUUGAACUGGCAAGACCAGUUAUAUGCCCGAGCCUUCGUGAUGUCAUUGAUUACUUUGUGAAUCAAACCCAAGGGAGCCUGAAGCCAUUUGUCACACACACGUAUGACAACAAAUUGGCUGAACUUUCUUUAGAGCAUGCCCCAAGAGACAUGCACCCAGCGAUUGUCUCUCAGCCCAGAGCCAAGCCUCCCCGGCGCCCUAUGCCUGAGAAAGAAACAGCACCACUUCAGCAGUAUCCUGUAGCCAGAUACGUGCAUGAAACUCCUGGCAAAGAGAUGAAAAAAAGAGUGAAGAGACAAGCAGCUGACAGACAACGUGCAAAUCAACCCCUUUGAAGUGGAAAAUGUAGGAAGGAUGGACAUUUUCUUAGGGGGAAAAAAGUCAUAUUCUAGCUCCCGAAAUCCCUGUAGGCUAAAUUUAGUAGCACAGUCUCACCUUGUAUCAACAAAUCUCAGAAGCUGGUGGAAUAAAUUACGGCACAUUAAACUGGAUAUCUGUUUCCCAAGGUUUCCAGUUGGUCAAAAUAAAGUCUAUCUCCAUGGCUCUAAGCACAUUUGUUUCAGCAACUUUAUGAGACUUUCUGGGACACAGUAG
Chelonoidis abingdonii (Abingdon island giant tortoise) is the source of this 1681-nucleotide messenger RNA. It is a transcript of the gene STAP1, whose product is annotated as signal transducing adaptor family member 1. Gene Ontology annotation, biological process: cell surface receptor protein tyrosine kinase signaling pathway; positive regulation of B cell receptor signaling pathway. Lineage: Eukaryota; Metazoa; Chordata; Testudines; Testudinidae. The record is from RefSeq and is a predicted model, not a curated record. Gene Ontology annotation, molecular function: protein kinase binding; signaling adaptor activity.